GUGAACUAAAAACCCUAUUUCUGAGCCAAAGUCUUGAGAUUAUUUUUUGUAGUGAAUCAAAGAAGGCUAUAACAUAGCAUGGAUUGGAAUGGUAAUGUUAGAAUGCCAUAUGUUUCUCGACCUCUAGACACCUCCAAUCUCUUCUCUCUCUACAACUCCAAUUUCGAUCACUUCCAAGCUCAAGAAUUGAAGCAGCAAACAAUGAUGCCGAUGAUGAUGAUGAACGCAAACAAUCCGGAGGUGGAUCCGAAGAAGAGGCGUUUAAGCAACGAGCAGCUGGAGAUGCUCGAAAACAGCUUCCACGAAGAGAUAAAGCUGGAACCGGACCGGAAAAUGAAGCUGGCGAAGGAGCUAGGGCUGCAGCCGCGCCAGAUCGCGAUCUGGUUCCAGAACCGGAGGGCUCGGUGGAAGGGCAAGCGCCUCGAGCACUUGUACGACGCACUUAAGCACGAGUACGAUGCUGUUUCUAGGGAUAGAGAAGAGUUGCAACAGGAGGUUAUGGCACUCAGGGAAAUCCUCAAGGAUCACGUAGCAAAAAAACUAGUACUAUCAACCGAUAUUUCCGGCGACGAAACUGUGGAAAGCACAUCCAUUCCGAGCUCCGACACGGUGGCAGCAGCGCCGGCUUCGACAGCUAACCUUCACCAGAUUGCAGAAUGCAACUACCCACUGGACAUGGGAGACUACAAUAAUAAUACACCUCCCUGUUGGGCUACCUCAAUGCCUUCUUGUCCUUGAAUUACUUCAAUUAUGGAGCUUAGUAGUUGUCGUUGUUUCUUUUUUGGAGAGGACUUAAUUAGUUGAUGUUUGUACAUCUUUUUCUUGUCAAACCUAUGGAGUUAUGCUAAUUAUGCUAAGAUUAGUAGCUCUAGGUCUACCUUAGGUGCUUGAAUUUCACUGUUACUUCAUAAAUGAAGCUUAUUGACUUAGGAAAUGUAUUGUUAAACCCAAUUUUAGUGUGUCUUGUUACUUGAAAUUCCAUCUCCAA
Messenger RNA from Salvia splendens (bonfire salvia), 988 nucleotides. RefSeq names its product homeobox-leucine zipper protein ATHB-22-like. Gene Ontology annotation, molecular function: sequence-specific DNA binding; DNA-binding transcription factor activity, RNA polymerase II-specific. Gene Ontology annotation, biological process: positive regulation of DNA-templated transcription. The transcript is spliced from 3 exons. Gene Ontology annotation, cellular component: nucleus. The record is from RefSeq and is a predicted model, not a curated record. Bases 79 to 738 code for a protein of 219 amino acids. NCBI's taxonomy places the organism in Eukaryota, Viridiplantae, Streptophyta, Magnoliopsida, Lamiales, Lamiaceae.